Rubroshorea leprosula is the source of this 699-nucleotide messenger RNA. Lineage: Eukaryota; Viridiplantae; Streptophyta; Magnoliopsida; Malvales; Dipterocarpaceae. The record is from the annotation of a GenBank genome assembly.
AGUUGUUUGUGUUUUUAGUGGUUUUUAUGUUUUGGUUUCUUUUCCUCUUUCCCUCAUGGCUGUAGCUAUGUGGCUAGAGGGGGUGUUGAGGAAACUAUGGUUUUCACUCCUUUGUUGGGUGAGAAAGUGGAGGAGGUGGUGAUGGCGGCCCGGAUGACGACGGUUGGAGGGCGGUGGUUGUCAAGCGAAGAAGGACGCUCGAUUGGAGAAGGUUGGGCUGAUGUGCGCAAGAGGACAAGGAAGGAGACCUGUUCUUGUCUUGGACUGGCUACGGUUGUCUUCGAGAAUAGUGAAAUGGACGGGGCUGGCGGCAGGAGAGAAAGCUAUGUGGCUAGAGGGGGUGUUGAGGAAACUAUGGUUUUCACUCCUUUGUUGGGUGAGAAAGUGGAGGAGGUGGUGAUGGCGGCCCGGAUGACGACGGUUGGAGGGCGGUGGUUGUCAAGCGAAGAAGGACGCUCGAUUGGAGAAGGUUGGGCUGAUGUGCGCAAGAGGACAAGGAAGGAGACCUGUUCUUCUCUUGGGCUGGCUACGGUUGUCUUCGAGAAUAGUGAAAUGGACGGGGCUGGCGGCAGGAGAGAAAGGUGGGCAAAGGACUAGAAGGAAAGCUACCAUGGGUAGCCAUGGCGAUGUCGGACGUGUAGACCGCUGCUGAAAAGACCAAAAAACUAAAUAUUAAAAUAAUAAAUUAUUAAUCUAAAU